AUGUGGUUCUCCAUUGGCGGUGGCAGCAACCUCUUCUCUCCUCCUUCCAAGGACUGGCUCCAGAAUGCUCUCUCAGACCCUGAAGGGCUAGGCUGGGGGGGUGAGGGACAAGGUGCUGCAGAGAAGGUGCUGAAGAUGUGCCCAGCAGAGGAGGAAGACAAGGAAGAAGAGUGUGCUCUGCUCUCUCUCCUGGACAGAGGAAAACUGGAGGAGACCCUGGGGCCUGACUUAGAGGCAGGUGUUUCCACCCAAGUGCCCCAAGGAGAUGGGCGGGAGCUAGAAGACAUCAAAACCAGGCUACAGAAAAUAGAGGAGGCCCAUGAGAGACAGGAGCUCAAAGGUAUACCCUUCCAAGGGACACCCAUUGAGAAGUUACAGGCUGAUCACAGAUCUGUCUACGUAGGCAAUGUGGAUUACAGUAGCACGGCUGAGGAACUGGAGUCCCUCUUCAACUGCUGUGGUGAAAUCAACAGGGUCACCAUCCUCUGUGACAAGUACUCUGGACACCCCAAGGGCUAUGCCUACAUUGAAUUUGCCUAUGAGGAUUCAGUGAAGACUGCUAUGGAUCUGGAUGAAACCACCUUUAGAGGCCGCAUAAUCAGGGUUCUGCCCAAAAGGACCAAUCUUCCUGGGAUCAGCACUACAGACCGAGGGGGCCUGCGGGCUCGACAUUCUGGCAGAGGAGGCCCUCCCCAUCGGUAUGGUCUUUAUAUUGGGGAGCGAUCAAGGCCAAGGUGGAGAAGUCACAGGGGGCAUGGAAGAUUCUCCCAGUGGUUUGAGCCAUACUAAAGCGUCGGACCAGUGAUCUGAGCUAUGAAGAAAACAGGAUGACUGAGAUCUGGGACCAUCUUAACUACAUAACCAGUGUGCUCAGCUGGGAUUCAGUGGGGGUGGGGGUGGCAUAGAAUAAAGCUGGUCCAGAGUACAGUGCAACCAAAACACAUGGCCAGCCUGUCAGGCAAAACCCUGUGGCUAAAUUACAGACCUAUAAGAGGCCUCAGGUUGGGGGCAUGUGAAGCUCUUUCCUUUUUUGUUUCCCCCUCUGUCUAGAGACAGAUCAGUCCAUGUUAUCAUGGAGGCAUGUGGACUCCCUGAUGGCCAGGGCUCUUAGAGCUAGUCUGGUCUUAGACCUCUGGUCUUUUGGCCUCUUGGACCAAGGCUGGCAGGACAUUUUCAGCCAAAGCCUUGAAGCAUUACGAUACUAAAUCAAGGUAUCUGGCUUUCAGGCCUCUGGCCAACCUCACCCUGACCCUUUUCCAUUUUGAUAGCACCAUGACUUUAGUUUGCGAUUGUACACGGGGUGAUCAUCAGUGCAGGGUGGGGGCAGUGGGGGAGGAAGGGACAGGAUGAAGCUUUAACCUAGCAUGGCUUAUGGUUCAAGUUAA
Messenger RNA from Phascolarctos cinereus (koala), 1385 nucleotides. The record is from RefSeq and is a predicted model, not a curated record. NCBI's taxonomy places the organism in Eukaryota, Metazoa, Chordata, Mammalia, Diprotodontia, Phascolarctidae.